Molecule: messenger RNA, 1132 nt
Organism: Lingula anatina
Lineage: Eukaryota; Metazoa; Brachiopoda; Lingulata; Lingulida; Lingulidae
Product: 2-oxo-4-hydroxy-4-carboxy-5-ureidoimidazoline decarboxylase
Biological process (GO): allantoin metabolic process; urate catabolic process
Cellular component (GO): peroxisome
Molecular function (GO): 2-oxo-4-hydroxy-4-carboxy-5-ureidoimidazoline decarboxylase activity
Source: RefSeq, a predicted model, not a curated record
AUCUUUUUGAUUUGAGUGCAUUCAGUGAGAGUCCCCGCGGAGUUUGAUCUAUCUACGUAGAUUGAUAGUUUAUUGGUGUGCAACAGGUCAGUCGUUUGGCUAUCUUCUAAUGUAAGUUCAAGACAGGGAGUACACGUAUAAGUAUAGGCCGUGUGAUAAGGAUUAAAGUGCCUUUAUAUCUUGCAACAGGGAACCUGGGAUUCUUUUUGGGUGAGGCUGAUGAAGAAGACUCUAACUGUAUACUGAACCAAUUGAAAGUAACAAGAAAGACCAAAAGAUAGAAGAUGGACCUGGUUAACAGAAUGGAUUUCGAAGCUUUCGUUGCACACUUUGGUAACGUUGUACAAGGUAAUCCACUUUGUGCGGCUUCUGUUUGGACGCUUCGCCCGUUUACAAGUGUGGCUGAAAUUCACCGACAUAUUUGUGAAUUUCUGGAUAAACUUCCACCGUAUUGUAAAGAAGGAAUCUUGCGAUGCCUACCAGAUCUGGCGGGCCGGCUCGCCGCCAUGGGGAAGUUGAGUAAGGAGUGCUCGAGGGAGCAGGUCAUUGCUGGGUUGGUAGAUAUAACGCCCGAAGAAAGGGCAAGACUGACUGAAAUGAACACAAAAUACAAAGCCAAAUUUGGAUUUCCAUUCGUCGUCUGCGCGAGAGAAAACCGAAAGCGUUCAAUUAUGAAAGGGAUAGAGGAAAGUCUUGAGAAAACACAAGGACAAGAAUUGUUAAGAGGGAUAGAUGAGGUGAAGAAGAUUUGUUGGCUGAGACUCCUCGACGUCGUAGAAAACAUAAGAAAAGCGCACUCCGAUUAUAACUCAAAACUCUGAGAAUACAAGCACAGAAAAGUUCAUAUAGACAUUGAACCAUUACUGUACAGACGCUCGGCACUGCUGAGGUAAAAAUGCCGAUUCAGACAGAGGCAUGCAGCUAAUUAUCACACUAUGACGUACAAAAGGUAUCCCCAACCAGGGCUGCAGUUAUUAUUGUGGACAUUUUUUGCUGAAUCGCCUGAGAGCCAAAAUGACUGUCUAUUUAUCUAUAGACAUAUCUGUGAAUAUCUGUGGAAAAUCAAUCUGUCGCCCUGGUUGAGAGAAGACAAAAGGUUACGCAAAAUAUUUUAUUUUGAUCGGUUGUAAAA